AUGUCGUCAUUUCCUACACCCACAUUCAAUGACACCCUGCAAUCUAUCGCCAUCGCAAAGCUGGAAGAGAUAGAGAAACAACGUGUCGCAUAUGGCAAUGCAAUAGCGAGUAUCUUCGCCAAGAAAGAGAACAUGGUCAAAACCAAUGGAGCACCCGUGUCUGUAGUAGCCGAUAAAGAGGACCUACUGAAAAGAAUCGAACACCUCAUCGAGGCUGUAAAACAAUGGAAUGGGGCCGGUAAACUCCAUGGAACGACGGUUGGUGGGAGACUGGAGCUCAGCAACCUGGAGUUCGGGAUAAAGCAGGCGAGAGAGGAGGUGGGUUUUGACAUGAAGAUUAUCCGUGGAUGGGAAGAAACGCUCGAGGGACAUGUUCAGCAUAUAAGCAACCGACUACAGAUGGCGAAGUUAGCUGGAGAGAUGUAUCUGGAGUACCUGUCUAGUGGAGAUUCCGAGGUACCUUAUUAUGGAGGUAGACUUCCAGGUUCAGGCGGGGUUGAAGAAGAUGAAGAUUUCGACAUGUUGUCGGAUGCGCCUGGCGAGCAUAGCAAAAGCUCUGAGAAUAUGAACCAAGAUUCCGACGACGCUGAGCGCAAAGCAAGGAUCGCACAUGAAAAAUUUGUAUCCACAGCAUUUGAGGAACACACCACUAGCUUCAGCAACUUAUUCGACUACUUGGAUAACUUGUUCGAGCCAGAGGAGGUCACACAGGCGCUAGCAGAGGUGCGAGCAUCCAACUAUCGCUUUGGAGUCCAAUUUGACGCGGAGCAUAUAGGCGAUAGUAUACACGAUAUUCUUGAGGACUUGCUGACUUCCGGGCUGGUGGACGGGCAACAGCGGGAGGUCAUUGAACAUAUCCAAGGGAAUCCGACAGCGCGCGAUCAGGUCAUCAGUAUUGCGACUAUGAGGGUGCUUAACAUCGAUACUUGGUCUUGGCCAAAAGAAGGCGUCAAGGUGGCUAUCCGAAGUCAGAGAAGCGAUGAAUUUUGUGUAUCCAUUGAACCUGAAUUAAUCGACGCCAUCGUUUUGCAAUUUAUUGGCAAAAAAUGGAAGGUGCAAUUGAAGAUGGCUUGCACACAGUUCUUCUACAGUAGUGGUUGGAAAAGGAAAGCAUAUUCCAUCACGCAGGAGCACGCAAAAAGCAAGGUCAGCAUGCUCUCGAAACAAGCGAACGGCCAAUCCAUCGACGACAUUCGUGAGCAAACGUUCAGACAAGUCUUCCUCCUUUCUGAUUUGAACGACAUUGGGCAUCACCGUCUCGACCGCCACAGCGAUUUCAUCAACAUGCCUGAAUCCGAUAUGUGGCAGCGAGAAAAACAGAGCGCGGUGGCAGCCAGACGUCAGGCGCUUCAUCUAAUGGCAGCGGAAAGUCGUUUAAACAGCCUGAUUCACGGUUGUCAUGCUAUGGUCCAUUCAGUUAUAACGAAUUUGGCAUCUUGCUUACCCCACGAAUCUAUUCUGAUCGUUCUUGCAUAUCUUGGAGUGCCCCAAAAAUGGGUCACAUUCUUUCAAACAUCUCUUGCCGUACCAGUUAUUUUGCCAGGAGAAACCGUCCCGCGUGUGUGCAAAAGAGGAAUACCAUCAGGUUACGCUUCCAGCACGUUCUUCACCGAGACGAUCAUGUUCAUUAUGGACGUCGCUGUCAAUCGUCGAACGAAGGGGUUGCGUUUAUACAGAAUCCACGAUGAAAUGUGGUUCUGGGACUCGGAUGUCAAGAAAUGUGUCAAAGCGUGGAAGGCGAUGUGCGAAUAUGCGGCAAUCAUAGGAGUGAAAUUUGACGACAAAAAGUCUGGAGCAGUGUAUUCGGGACCUCCAACAGCCGAGGAAGCUCUACUACCCAAGGGAGAGGUCAAAUGGGGCCUUCUCAAGUUCGAUUCCGGAACUUUAAACUUCGUGGUCAACCAAACCGAGGUCGACCUGCAGAUUACUGAAUUUCGUCGACAACUGGACGCCACCAAAUCAGUCAUAGGAUGGGUGCAAAUCUAUAACAGAUACAUGGCUCACCUUUCCAGACACUUUGGAGGUGUUCCUGUGAAUGGGCUGGGAAGCGCACUUGUCGGAGAUCUGAUAAAGGCGUACAAGAAGGUGCAAAAUGGACUCUUUGAAGAGCCCAAUAUUGGGCCAACUGGGUACCUUCGAAAUAGGAUAAUCAAGCAAUUUGGAGCCCACGAUUUCCCAGAAGGGUACUUCUACUUUCCAGUCGCUGCCGGUGGCCUCCAGUUGUUCAAUCCAACUUUGCUAUGCUCUGCAUUACAGACACCUUAUGCGCCUUCUGAUUCCACCCAUUUCCUUCCUCCACCAGGGUUCAAGUCUUCCUUGGACAGCAGUACUGCUGGAGUUGCAAUUGAGAAUCUGCCGAUAGAUACCAAGCUGAGAAGACAAUGCUUUAGCGAUCUCAACGACUACCAACAUUUGAGGGUGGAAUGGGAGCAAGUACUUUCAUUGGGACCAAAAAAGGUGGGUCAAGGUAAUUUCAUUUCGUUCCACGAAUAUGUCGCCCUUCGGGAGUGUGGUUUGGUAACCUGGGGUAGAUUGUACAGCGAGAUGUUCAAUACACCGUCAAUCCGUGAAGUGGCUCUUGUGCAGGUCGGGACCGAUCGUGGACGUCGGAGUUCCAUGGUCAGGUCGACACAAAAGGACUUCAGGGGAUUGUACACAAGAUGGAUAGAAGCUCUGUAUGGAGACGACGUGGCCAGCAAGUUCGGAAGUUUGGACAUUCUGGAUCAAUCUCUGAUUUUUGCCAAUGCUGAUUACAAGAUGCUUGUUUAA
Molecule: messenger RNA, 2769 nt
Organism: Psilocybe cubensis
Lineage: Eukaryota; Fungi; Basidiomycota; Agaricomycetes; Agaricales; Agrocybaceae
Exons: 2
Coding region: 1-2769 (922 amino acids)
Source: RefSeq, a predicted model, not a curated record